AUGUCUGACGGAGUAACAGGCGCAGACCUUUCGCGCAGGCAGUGGUUGUUCGCCUUCUCGCUGGUGACAUCCCUCUUCUUCACUUGGGGCUUUGCAUACGGGCUGCUUGAUGUCCUCAACUCCCACUUCCAAACGAUCUUCGGCAUCGGCAAGACCCAGAGUACCCUCCUGCAGCUGGCGUACUUUGGUGCCUACCUUGUCUACGCACCUAUUGCCAGCAUAUUCAUGGAGAGAUAUGGGUACAAGAAAGGCAUCCAUAUGGGUCUCACGCUCUAUUCCCUGGGCGCGAUCUUUUUCUGGCCGUCUGCGAAGUUCCGUUCCUAUGGCGGGUUCGUGGGGUGCACUUUCGUCAUCGGUUGCGGCCUGUCCUGUCUCGAGGUCGCUGCGAACUCGUACAUCUCCGUGCUGGGAAGCCCCAAGUAUGCUGCGGCACGUUUGAACUUUAGCCAGGGCUUCCAGGGGGUCGCCUCGUUCGCGGGCCCUAUGAUUGCGUCCAAGUGGUUCUUCACGGGCAAGAACGCCACCUCGCUCGAUACGGUUCAAUGGGUCUAUCUUGCGGUCGCCGGCCUCGGCGCCGUGCUGAACGUUCUGUUCUACUUCUGCAAGCUCCCUGAGAUCACUCAGGACGCGCUCGCGCAAGAGAUGCACGACGUUGGUCUGACAAACGACAAGGAGCCGUUCUGGCGGCAGUACCGCUGCAUAUUCGGCUGGGUCGCGCAGACGGCCUACGUCGGUGCGCAGGUGGCCGUGGCAUCCCUCGCAGUCAACUUCCUCUCCGAACAAGGCGUCGGCAUCGACAAGCCGCUCGCGAGCCAGCUCUUUUCAUACUGCCAAAUUACCUUCACGGUUGGCCGUUUCCUGGGCGUCAUCAUGCUCAACUGGUUCGACCCCGCGCUUCUGCUGAGCAUCUAUGCCCUCGGGUGCUGUGCCUUCUCGCUUGGGGUCUCCUACGCGCCCGGGAAGGCUGGGGUCGGCUGCCUGUUUGCCCUGUUCUUCUUCGAGUCCAUCUGCUACCCCGUCAUCUUCACGAUAGCCACGAAGAGCCUGGGAAGGCACACGAAGAGGGGCUCCGGCCUGAUCGUCAUGGGUGUCGGAGGCGGUGCCUGGUUCCCCCCGGCGGCUGGCUCUAUCGCAGACAGGGACACGACCGCACACUCGUAUAUGGUGCCCUUCGCAGGCUACGUCGCGAUGGGCAUCUACGCUGUUGGUAUCGUGAUAGACCAGAGCCGCAAAGGCGGGUUCCGGCUGCGCACGGUCGACGAGAUCGAGCAGAAGCGCGCGCAGAUCGAGAAGGAGAAGAUCGCAGGCUCGGACACGGACCUCGACAAGAAGGCCAGCGCGGAAUAUGUCGAGUCAGUGUCGGUCUGA
Messenger RNA from Trametes versicolor FP-101664 SS1, 1368 nucleotides. Its product is annotated as MFS general substrate transporter. Gene Ontology annotation, molecular function: transmembrane transporter activity. NCBI's taxonomy places the organism in Eukaryota, Fungi, Basidiomycota, Agaricomycetes, Polyporales, Polyporaceae. Gene Ontology annotation, biological process: transmembrane transport. The record is from RefSeq and is a predicted model, not a curated record. The transcript is spliced from 14 exons. The coding region runs from base 1 to 1368 and encodes 455 amino acids.